AUUGGGACAGGAUGGAACGAACCUUUUGUAUCUCUUUAAAGGAGCCGCAGCAGCGAGUGAGGAAAUAGCUGCGGCAAAGUCUCUUCCGACCUGCAGGAUCUGGGGAAGUUUGGUGGAUAUUUGUGUGGAUGGAAUAACAGGAUGGCCUGGACCUGGAGGGGGAUCGCUGGAUAAAGGAUCUGGAUACAAAAGUUUCCCCCAACAAGGAUCUGGAUACAAAGUUUCCAACAAGGAUCUGGAUACAAAGUUGCAGGAGGGAUGACCUGAAUGUGAUCUGUCAUCUGCAGCUGACACUUGUUUUCUCUAUGUGUGCUAUUCUACUCUUCUAAUCGCCAGCUGCUGAUCACUAUGGCCAAGGUGAUCCAGAAGAAGAACCACUGGACCAGCAGGGUGCACCAGUGCACGGUCACCAGGGGCUCCGGGGGGGCGCUCCAGCUGCCGGUGCUGGGGGGAGCGGAGUAUGGAGAGUUCCUCUAUCUGGGGGAGGUGGAGGACUCCCUGAUCUCCUGCUCUGGAGAGGGGAAACUCCAGGGUGGGGAGCUGCUGCUGGAGGUAGUCGGGGUGCCGGUGUCGGGGCUGCCCAGAUACGACGUGCUGGACAUGGUGAGGAGCUGCGGGGAGCACGUCCCCAUCACAGCUGUCAGGCAAGGUAGCCGACUGAACAAGGACCUGAGGCAUUAUCUAAACCAGAGGUUCCAGAAAGCAUCCCCUGAUCAUGAACUGCAGCAAAUAAUACGAAAUAAUCUUUAUCGCCAUGCAGUGCCUUGCACAACACGUCCACCUAGAGAAGGAGAAGUCCCGGGUGUGGACUACAGAUUUCUGACCGUACAGGAGUUUUUGGCACUAGAACAGAGUGGAACUCUACUUGAAGUUGGGACAUAUGAAGGUAACUAUUAUGGGACACCGAAACCUCCGAUCCAGCCCGUCGAUGGGAAAGUGACUUCCGGUAAUGCAUUGCAAAACCCUUUCUCCGGUGUGCAGCAGUCGACCCCUAAACGGACAAAGUCUUACAAUGAUAUGCAAAAUGCUGGCAUAGUGCAUACCGAAAAUUACGAAUACGAAGAUGAGGCUCCUGAAAUGAACAGUAGUUUUACGGCAGACUCUAGUGAACAAGACGAAAACACAUCCAACAAUACACAAGAACCAGCAGCACCGCUCACUCGGAUCCUUCCUAGUUUUCCCACCAUCACGGAAGCAUCUCAGAAGUUGCCUCAAUACCUACCUCCUGCUGACGAGGGAAGCCUUGGACCUCUGCCUCAGAAUUGGGAAAUGGCAUACACAGAGAAUGGUGAAGUCUAUUUUAUAGACCAUAACACUAAAACAACUUCUUGGUUAGACCCACGGUGCCUGAACAAACAGCAGAAGCCUCUGGAAGAAUGUGAAGAUGAUGAAGAAGGGGUCCACACCGAGGAACUGGACAGUGAACUAGAAUUGCCUGCUGGGUGGGAGAAGAUUGAAGAUCCUGUUUAUGGUGUCUACUAUGUAGAUCACAUAAACAGGAAAACACAGUAUGAAAAUCCUGUCCUUGAAGCCAAACGCAAGAAGCAGCUUGGACAACAGCAGACAGAAGUACCAGAGUGGACAGGAGAACACCCACCUAUUGCGCCUCCACCUCUUACUCUUCCUAACAACUUCACACCAAAAAAGAAGGAACCAGCAAGAGACCCUUCCACCCAUGUUAAGCCAUUUUUUACAAGAAACCCAUCCGAAUUAAAAGGAAAGUUUAUUAACACAAAACUGAGGAAAAGCACCCGAGGUUUUGGUUUCACUGUGGUUGGUGGAGAUGAACCCGAUGAGUUUCUGCAGAUAAAGAGCUUGGUUCUUGAUGGUCCUGCUGCUCUGGAUGGCAAGAUGGAAACGGGUGAUGUUAUUGUUAGUGUAAAUGAAAUCUGCGUACUUGGAUAUACUCACGCUCAAGUUGUAAAGAUCUUCCAGUCUAUACCCAUCGGUGAAAGUGUUGACCUUGAACUUUGCAGAGGGUAUCCUCUUCCAUUUGACCCUGAUGAUCCGAACACAAGUCUGGUGACAUCUGUGGCCAUACUGGAUAAAGACCCUAUCAUUGUAAAUGGACAAGAAACUUAUGACUCUCCGUCCAGCAACAGCAGUAAAACUAGAAAAGUUAAUAAUUUGAAGGAGCCAAGGCCAAGCAGCCCUGCAGAUGUAUCUUCAAAUGGUUCCAAUGGUUACCCUAAUGACACUGUCUCUUUGGCUUCCUCUAUAGCAACACAACCUGAACUCAUUACAGUCCAUAUAGUUAAAGGGCCAAUGGGAUUUGGCUUCACUAUAGCAGAUAGUCCUGGUGGAGGUGGCCAGAGAGUGAAACAGAUUGUAGACAGCCCUCGCUGCCGUGGCCUCAAAGAAGGAGAUCUCAUUGUGGAAGUAAAUAAGAAGAAUGUGCAGACGCUUACACAUAAUCAAGUUGUGGAUUUACUAAUCGAAUGUCCAAAGGGGAGUGAAGUUACCUUAUUGGUGCAAAGAGGAGGACUGCCAGUCCCAAAGAAGAGCCCAAAGUCGCAACCACAACUUGAAAGGAAAGACAGCCAAAACAGUUCCCAGCACAGUGUAUCCAGUCAUCACAGUGGGCACACCGCCUCACCUCUUCGUAGUGCCCCUAUUAUUCCCGACUAUCCAACCAACGAGGCACCAUCUGUGGACCAAGUUGACGGCUCAGGACAGAAAAAGCCUGAUCCAUUUAAAAUCUGGGCUCAGUCCAGGAGCAUGUAUGAAAGCAGACUUCCAGAUUUCCAAGAGCAUGAUAUCUUUUUAUGGAGGAAAGAGACUGGCUUUGGCUUCAGAAUUCUUGGAGGAAAUGAGCCAGGGGAACCAAUAUUCAUAGGUCAUAUUGUACCUCUGGGAUCAGCUGAUGCAGAUGGCCGGCUGAGGUCAGGAGAUGAACUUAUAUGUGUGGAUGGAACGGCUGUGGUUGGGAAGUCACAUCAACUUGUAGUUCAGCUAAUGCAGCAGGCGGCCAAACAAGGUCACGUCAAUUUAACCAUUAGGCGCAAAGUAGUUUAUCCAGUCCCCAAAACAGAAAAUGAUGUCCCUGCUUCACCAGCAUCUUCCCACCAUAGCAGUAACCAACCUGCCUCUUUAACAGAAGAGAAACGCACACCACAAGGCAGCCAAAACUCGCUAAAUACAGUCAGUUCUGGCAGUGGCUCCACCAGUGGAAUUGGUAGUGGUGGAGGUGGUGGUGGCAGUGGAUUAGUCAGCACAGUCAUUCAGCCAUAUGAUGUAGAGAUUCGUCGUGGUGAAAAUGAGGGCUUUGGAUUUGUCAUCGUGUCAUCUGUCAGCAGGCCAGAAGCUGGAACUACGUUUGCCGGAAAUGCAUGUGUGGCCAUGCCUCAUAAAAUAGGUCGGAUAAUCGAAGGAAGCCCAGCUGACCGAUGUGGCAAGCUGAAAGUGGGAGACCGGAUACUUGCUGUAAACGGAUGUUCCAUCACCAACAAGUCACAUUCGGACAUUGUGAACUUAAUCAAAGAAGCUGGAAACACUGUAACUCUACGCAUCAUUCCUGGGGAUGAAUCUUCUAACGCUUCAUUAUUGACCAACGCCGAAAAGAUUGCCACAAUUACGACCACGCACACACCUCAGACAAUAGCCCAGGAGACAAAGAACAAUGCAAAACCAAAGCAAGAGCCACAGUUUGAAUUUAAAACUCCAUCCGCUACACAGUCAGAACAAGACUUUUACACAGUAGAACUUGAUAGAGGUGCUAAAGGAUUUGGUUUCAGUCUACGAGGAGGUCGGGAGUAUAAUAUGGACCUUUAUGUUCUGCGCCUUGCAGAGGAUGGACCAGCUGAAAGGUGUGGGAAGAUGAGGGUUGGUGACGAAAUUCUGGAAAUCAAUGGGGAGAGCACAAAGAACAUGAAGCAUGCUCGGGCAAUUGAACUUAUUAAAAAUGGCGGCCGGCGAGUGCGUCUGAGUCUGAAACGCGGGGACGGUUCAGUGCCAGAAUAUGAACCCAGCAGUGACAGCCCCACAGCCAGCUCACAAAAUCUUUCGAAAAUGAACACACUACCAUCUGAAAGACAUCCCAUGCCAUUGGAGUUCAGUUACCCACCUAAUACUCACAAAUCAUUACAGCAUGAGGAAAAGCGGACUUAUGUCAAAGACCCUAAAAGCAACAGGGACUACAACAGACAACACAAUGACCAUCACACUUGGAAUGGGUCCUCUAAAAAUUAUUCUGUACAAAUUAGCCGCAGGGACAGGUCCCCUGAGGCACGGCAUCCAAGGCAAGGGGAAAAAAUGGUGGUGAAUGGACAGAAAAAAAUGUCUCCCGAGAAGAGAACUGAAGCGAUGAGGAGCACUGAAAAUACUAUGGAAAAGAAAGAGAGAGAGAGGUAUGAACGAAGGAGAGAUGAUUCUCCUCGAAGAACAAGAGAAAGAUCACCUGUGCGAAAGAGGGAUGGGUCACCUAACCGAAGAAGAAAGUCACUAGAUCGGUUUAUGGACCCAAGAAGAUCACCUGACCGAAAGAGAGAAAUUUCUCCUGAAAGGAGAAGAGCAAAAUCGUCUGACAGAAGAAGAGAGAGAUCUCCUGAAAGAAGAAGAGACCGCACACCUGAGAGGAGAAGGGAGAGAUCCCCAGACAGAAGAAGUCGAGAUCCAAAAUCUGGCAACAGAGAUCGGGAUGAUAACAGUGUGAAAUAUGACACCAUGAGAAGUUCUAAACAUUCGUCAGCACAGCGGAGGAAACCCUAUAAGGAAUGUAGCACAGAUCUCAGUAUCUGAUACAUCUGAUGUCACAUUCCAUUAUUUGAGGAGGCUUUAAGAACAAGAAAUUCUUAAUAGUGUCUUACUAAAACACACAACACCUAAUGAUCCCAGAGUUUCAUGAAAUGUUUUAUGCAGAAGAAACCUUACUACAGAGUGUUGUGCCUGAUGUAUAUUAAAGAAAGUAUUUUUGAUGUAUCUUUUUUUUAUUUAUUUGCCAAAUGUAAACCCCUAAGAGAAAUAACAUGUUCUUCGAGAAGCUAUAUUAUUGACAAUGUUCAUUUAUGGACUUUAAUUUCCAGACAUUUCUUCUGUCGAACAUGUUCAUGGCACUGGAAGGCAAGUCGCAAGUUUUUUCUUGUGUAUUAUUAUUAUUUUUUUUUUUUUUUUUUGCCUAGGCUUCAUUAACACAUUUUUUGACUGUUAAUUACUUACAUGCAAUUAAUGAUUUCAUUGACUUAAUUAUGAUUAACUGAACUAUGGAUCAUAAUUCCAUUGGCUGGUGGUGGGAGCUAUUGAAAUGCAGAAGACUCGAUCGUAAAACAGGGAGGUAACUAUGAAAAGAUACCGGUGACUACUAUUGUAAUGAAGGACAUAUACAAGCACACUUCGCACAAGGAUACUCAUAUGGUUUUGGUUGUUAGGUGGACGUGUGGUGGUGGGGUUGAAACUUAUGAAUUAUACCUGCCAAAACCUACUUGCCAUAGUUAUUGAGAACACUGAGUGCUUAAACAAAAUCAUAGCAUACUUCUACAUGAUCAUAGGGUCUUAUAGUAGCCAAUCGUUUAUUGUGCUAAGAUAUUCCUUUGGCUCCUAUCCUUAAAUACCCAACUAUGUUUUGUUUUUACAUUUUUGCAUUUUUAUGAACAAUGGGGAACGACUGUGUUCCGGUGGGAAUGUUGAGUUGUAUAGGUCCCAAUGCAUGACCUAAAAUCAAGUAUCAAUUUUUUUUUACUUUUUCACUGUAAGUUUUCUACAGCAGCUGUUGUCACGUCUGCUGUGUAUUCUUGGUCCAAGAUAAUAUUGCGUUACUGCCUAGCUGAGCCGAAAUGUCUGCCAUCGCUCUGAAUCUGCUGCUUUUACAGUGCAUUGGUGUAAAAAAAAAUACAUAUUUUCAUACUGACAUGAAUAAGCAUUGCGAGUCUAUCACUGUUGUUGCUAUGGUACUGUACAAAAAAAUGGCCAAUCAUUGUGUGUACAGAGUUGAAAUUGUAAUUAUUCAAGCUUGUUAAAAUAACAAAAUGCCUUUUUCCAUGUAUAAAAGAUACUUUAUGAUGAUAAAAAAAAAUCAUGCAAGGAA
Hyla sarda is the source of this 6019-nucleotide messenger RNA. It is a transcript of the gene MAGI1, whose product is annotated as membrane associated guanylate kinase, WW and PDZ domain containing 1. Lineage: Eukaryota; Metazoa; Chordata; Amphibia; Anura; Hylidae. The record is from RefSeq and is a predicted model, not a curated record. The transcript has 23 exons. Gene Ontology annotation, biological process: signal transduction. Gene Ontology annotation, cellular component: cytoplasm. Bases 349 to 4737 code for a protein of 1462 amino acids. Gene Ontology annotation, molecular function: protein binding.